Messenger RNA from Arxiozyma heterogenica, 588 nucleotides. Its product is annotated as flavin reductase family protein. The coding region runs from base 1 to 588 and encodes 195 amino acids. The transcript has a single exon. Gene Ontology annotation, molecular function: FMN binding; riboflavin reductase (NADPH) activity. Lineage: Eukaryota; Fungi; Ascomycota; Saccharomycetes; Saccharomycetales; Saccharomycetaceae. The record is from RefSeq and is a predicted model, not a curated record.
AUGUCACAAGCCUUUCGUCAAGUUAUGAGGACUUUGUCAUAUCCAACUAUGAUUGUAACGUCGGCUAUUCCGAAAGGUACAAAACCCUUAGAUUUUCAUGGUCUCACAAUAUCAUCUAUGACAUCGCUUUCAAUCAACCCCAAACCAUUGAUUCAAUUUAACAUUAAAACACCUUCGGGCACAUCAGCAAACAUUAAAAAGAAUAAAAUUUUUGCCAUCCAUUUCUUGGAACCUAAGGAAACUAAUAUUAAUUUGGCCAAACAGUUUAGUCGAGGAAUAAAAGAUAAAAUGACAAGACCUUUUUCUUGUCUGAUCGAGAAUAAGGAUUAUAUAUGUUAUGAUAGUGUAUCUUUCAGUUCACAACCUAAUAUAAUGCUACCCAUUUUAAAAAAUACGGGGAAAAUUUUAAUAUGUCUAUCCAAAGACGUCUUUAAAGUUGAAGAUCAUGAGAUUUGGGUAGGUGAAGUCUUAGAAAUACUGCCUUCUCAAAAUCAUAAUGAGUAUAAUAGCAAUAGCAAUACAAUUAGUAGUGAUGGUGGUUUAUUACAUUGUAUGGGUCAUUUUUUUAAAAUAGGUGAUUCGAUUUAG